Molecule: messenger RNA, 3393 nt
Organism: Beta vulgaris subsp. vulgaris (sugar beet)
Lineage: Eukaryota; Viridiplantae; Streptophyta; Magnoliopsida; Caryophyllales; Amaranthaceae
Product: scarecrow-like protein 33
Exons: 3
Coding region: 474-2861 (795 amino acids)
Biological process (GO): regulation of DNA-templated transcription
Cellular component (GO): nucleus
Molecular function (GO): sequence-specific DNA binding; DNA-binding transcription factor activity
Source: RefSeq, a predicted model, not a curated record
CUCAAAUUAAAGUCCUUUUAGUUUUUAGUUGGCUUAUUUUGUCUAAGAAUAUACGAGAAAGUAGUGGGUGUUUGUGCUUAAAAAAUUGAGCCACAAUUGAUUAGUAAAUUUACAACUCCACAAUCAAAGCAAUUUCAUGGGUGACUGAGUCACUGAGUUUCAACUUCCAAUCUCUGCAAUAAUAAAAACUGUUGAUUUCUUGUCUGCAUAGUAUCAACUAUCAAAUAUCACCGCUUUUUUUUUAUACCCAUGUCUUUCUCUCUCUAGAUCUUUCUCUGCUCAACCUAUUUCUCUCUCUUUCUCAAGGGUUUUAGCCUGAAAUCUCAAAAGUUGACUCUUUUUUUCUCUCAUUUUCAAGUAUUUAUGCUCAGGGUUAUAUGAAGGUUAAUAUCGUGAGAAAAGCUGCUGCUUUUUAAGCUUAAUUUGACAUAUUUCUUGUUAUUGUCAUUUAUUUUUGGCUAGAGAUUGUGCAAAUGGAUCCACAAUUGGAAGAAUUAUAUGGGACUUUGCAUCGAAUCCAGUUCAAUGAUCAGAAGGUCCCAAUUUUACCCAAUAACAAUGUUGUUAAUACUGUGAGAUUGCAAGAUUCUAAUGUGAAUCUGAGAUUUGCAAAUCCUGAAUUGAUUCCACAAAACCCAGAUUUUAAUUUGGUUGUGCCAUCAGUAGGUCAGGGCCGUCAAGAAUCCGAGUUAUCCAUCCAUGAAGAUUAUGAUUUUAGUGAUGUUGUUCUUAAAUACAUCAAUCAAGUUCUUAUGGAAGAGGAUGAGGAAGAGAGAAGCCAUGUAUAUCACGAGCCUUCGGCUCUUGAAGCAGCAGAAAAAACAUUGUAUGAGGUCAUAGGGAAGCAGUAUCCUUCUCCACAUGACCAAUAUAAGCUACCAGAUGUUAAGCUUGAUAGCUGGAAUACCAGUGGAGUUAGCGAUGGCUGGAAUACCAACGGUGUAAGUGAUCGCAUCACUGAUAGUUACAAUUACAGUGCAGCAUGUAGUAGUAGUGAUGUCGUGGACUCCAAGUGGUCCAUUAACCAUUUUGGAUAUAACCCUGUACGAACAAUUGAUUUUUCUGUGCCUUCCGUGAACCCAUCAUUGAGGCCGUCAUACAUCUCAUCGAAUAGCAAAGGGAGACAAUAUGAUAGUAUGCUAUUGAACUACGAGCCAUCAUUUAGCUCAGCAAGUAGUGCAAUUGGAAUAGCGGAUGCAACAGCGCAAUCUCCCGUGAGUGCCCUUAAUGUGUCUGAGUUAUUUAAUGAUAGUCAGUCAAUGUUGCAGUUCCAGAAAGGGCUCGACGAGGCGAGCAAGUUUCUUCCAAAGGCUUUUUUAUAUAAAGGUGUGACGAACCAUGCCUCCUCUAAAAAGCUAGAGGGUGCAUCCCCCAAUGAUUCAGCAGUUCAUUUGGAAAACAAACAUAGCAAUAAGACUCCAGAGUCAAUGAUGAGCGGAAAGAAGCAUCAUAGUCGAGAUGGGUUGCAGUCAGAGGAAAGGAGAGAGAAUAAGCAGUCAGCUGUUACCCACAUCUCUGAUGAGGCAGUUGUGAGAUCAGAAAUGUGGGAUAAGGUACUAUUGUGCAGUGGAGGCAAAAAUGAUGCUGCUCUUCGAGAAGCUUUACAGAGUGAAAAAAACAAAAAUACAGAAAUUGCUCAAGCAAAGGAGUCUAGUAGUGGGAGAGGUCGAGGUAAGAGAAAAGGCAGUAAGCGAGAGGUAGUAGAUUUGAGAUCCCUUUUAAGCCUGUGUGCGCAAGCUGUUGGAUCGAAUGAUCAGAGGAGUGCAAAUGAUUUACUUAAGAAAAUUAGACAACAUUCUUCUCCCACUGGUGAUGGAAAUCAAAGAAUGGCACACUAUUUUGCAGAUGGUUUAGAGGCACGCCUUGCUGGUGUUGGAACCCCUAUAUAUAGUUGUCUUCUGACUGGCCCAGCAAAUGCUGUUGAUAUCCUGAGAGGUUACCACAUGUUUUUAGCCGUAUGCCCAUUUAAAAAAAUCGGGAAUUUCUUCUCUAAUAGAACCAUUACAGAGGUAGCAGCAAAAGCAACACGACUCCAUAUAAUUGAUAUUGGUAUAGUCUAUGGUUUCCAAUGGCCUUGUCUGUUCCAGCUUCUUUCAUCGAGACCCGGUGGACCCCCAAAAAUCCGUAUCACUGGAGUCGAUAAUCCACAACCCGGGUUUCGACCUGCCAAACGGGUAGAGGAGACAGGGCAACGCUUGAAGAACUAUGCAGAGUCUUUUAACAUACCAUUUGAGUUCAAUGCUGUUGCAAAGAAGUGGGAAACACUUACCAUUGAAGAUCUCAAGAUUGAUAGUGAUGAGGUACUUGUUGUGAAUAGUAUGUUCAGACUAAAAUAUAUACCGGAGGAAACAGCUAUGGUGGAAUGCCCGAGAGAUAUGGUUCUUAAUCUUGUAAGACAGAUAAAACCAGCUGUUUUCAUACAAGGUGCUGUUAACGGGGCUUUCAAUUCCCCAUUUUUUAUUACUCGAUUCCGUGAGGCUCUCUUCCAUUUUUCAACUCUGUUUGAUUUGCUUGAGACUAAUCUUCCCCGGGAUCUUCAAGAAAGGAUACUGGUUGAAAGAGAGAUAUUUGGGCGACAAGCGAUGAAUGUGAUUGCUUGUGAGGGUUUCGAGAGGAUAGAAAGGCCAGAGACAUACAAGCAGUGGCAGGUUCGAAACGAAAGGAUUGGCUUCAGACAGCUGCCUUUAAACCCCGAGAUAGUGAGUAUGGCAAAAAAGAGGGUGAAAUCUGUAUAUCACAAAGACUUUUCCAUUGACGAAGAUGGUCAUUGGUUGUUGCUCGGAUGGAAGGGGAGAAUUGUCUAUGCGCUGACAACUUGGGAUCCCGUUUCUGAAGAUAUAUUGGGAGCCAAUGAUGAGUAAUCAUAACUCGUGUAGCAUCCAGACUCUUGCUGCUAUGAGUCAAAUAUGAUCAUAUGCUUCUUAAUUUAUAUGACUUGGUUAUCUGCAAAAGAAACCAACGACGAGUGAUUAACAUGUACAAGGACCAUGUACCAAGUCUCGGUGCAAGAUAACCAACAUCUAUUCCUAAGAGUGGUUUAGCAUUUGGACAAAUUCGAUCCUUCACACGCACAAACAGCUCACAGCUGAAGGAAGCCAGAGGAACUGUUGGACGACUAUUACCUUCGCGUGCAAAAGUAACAUACAACAUAAGCAAGCCAGAGAGUCUGUUGUUCUAUCAGCUAGUUUUUGAGGUUUUUCUGGGCAAAUUUUGCUUCUUUUGGGGGGUUUACAGGUGGACCCUUAUCAGAGUUCAAAGCUAUGGCUGUAAACAAGUUGCAUUACAAAAGUGCAAUGCAACAUAACUAGGUAGUGCAAUUGGAAACUCCAGUAUGUUUACCUUUCUAAGUUUCUAGUUUUUGGUUGGUUAAUGUUAUUAGCCAACAUUUAGAUA